Messenger RNA from Salvia miltiorrhiza (redroot sage), 2110 nucleotides. Its product is annotated as poly(ADP-ribose) glycohydrolase 1-like. Gene Ontology annotation, molecular function: poly(ADP-ribose) glycohydrolase activity. Gene Ontology annotation, cellular component: cytoplasm; nucleus. Gene Ontology annotation, biological process: ATP generation from poly-ADP-D-ribose; nucleotide-sugar metabolic process; regulation of DNA repair. The transcript has 6 exons. The record is from RefSeq and is a predicted model, not a curated record. Bases 299 to 1930 code for a protein of 543 amino acids. Lineage: Eukaryota; Viridiplantae; Streptophyta; Magnoliopsida; Lamiales; Lamiaceae.
AUUAACCAGUGCGAUUCAAAAUUUUAACUGAUUGAAGAUCGUCAGUUAGAGCUCGAAAUUGAAUCUGUGAACUGCGAUCCAUGUAGAAUUGAAUCGAUUUCCGUUCAAAUUUCCGCCAUUUCCGCCGUAAAACUCUGGAAAUUUGCCGUCGUCUGGCCACUGGCGGUGGCGGAAGCCUUCAAAUCGCUCUACUGGAGACCGAGUCUCCAUUGCUGACCUACACAAUUAGUGUUGUAUUUAAUUCUCUCCAUUCCUUUGCCUCUCUCGGAUUCUCCGCCGUCUUCGAAGAUUGCAAUCCAUGGAGAAUCGUGAGGAUUUCCUGUCAAUUUUGCCGUAUUUGCCUUUAAUCCUCCGUUCCUCCGCUGUUUUCUGGCCGCCAUCGGUGGUGGAAGCUCUCAAAUCCCUAUCCAAGGGACCGAGUCAUAGCAAUGUCAACUCCGGACAACUCUUUGCUCUCGCCGUGUCUGAUCUCCGCAGCUCCCUUGGGGAGUAUACUCUUUUCCCGUCAGCCUCUCUCGGCUUCUCACUCUUCUUCGAUGAUUUGAUGAGUAAGGAUGAGGCUGGCAAAUGGUUUACAGAUGUGGUUCCGCGACUUUCUGAUUUGCUACUGAGGUUGCCAGAGCUGUUGGAGACCCACUAUCAGAAUGCAGGUAGCUUCUGUGGAAUGGAAACCGGUCUUAGGUUGUUGGAAUCACAACAACCAGGCAUUGUACUGCUUAGUCAGGAAUUGAUUGCUGCUCUUCUGGUUUGUGCUCUUUUUUGCUUGUUUCCAACCACUAAUAGACGCGCCGAACAUCUUCCACCUAUCAACUUCGAUAAUUUAUUUGCGUGUCUAUAUGAGUGCUAUGAUGUGAACCAGGAGCAUAAAAUAAAGUGCCUUGUUCACUAUUUUGAGACAAUAUGCUUGACUAUACCUUUGGGGAAUGUAUCUUUUGAGCGAAAAGUUCUACCUUUGAAGAACAGCCGAUCUCACAUUGCUUACCCAGAGCCUGAUUUCUGGAGCAAGUCAACUGUAUCUCUCUGCCAAUUCAAGGUACACAAUUCUGGUUUAAUCGAAGAUCAAUCAGUUGAAGCUCUUGAGGUAGAUUUUGCAAAUAAAUAUAUUGGAGGUGGUGCUCUCAGCCGUGGCUGUGUACAAGAAGAGAUCCGCUUCCUGAUCAAUCCAGAAUUGAUCGUCAGCAUGCUUUUCUUACCUUCAAUGGCAGAUAAUGAAGCUAUUGAAAUCGUUGGUGCACAAAGAUUCUCAAAUUACAGUGGCUAUGCUAAAUCAUUCCGCUUUUGUGGUCACCACGAAGACAAUAAGAGCGUUGAUGCCAUGGGAAGGCGCAAGACGAGGAUAAUUGCAAUCGAUGCUCUCUGCAGUCCUGGAAAGAGGCAGUACAGACUCGACUGUCUCCUACGCGAAACAAACAAAGCAUUUUGUGGCUUUCUUGAUCAACAGAAACACCAACUACAUCAAAACCUAUUUCAUGAAUCCAAAAACAGCACUUCCACUACAGAAGAUCUACCAGCUUCUUCUCCAGCACACGAACAAAGCAGGCAUAAUCUGGAAACACAGAACAUCAAGAGCCAGUCAGAUCAACGCCCAAGUCACGAUGCUAAGAUUGGCAUCGCGACAGGCAAUUGGGGUUGUGGUGCUUUUGGAGGAGACCCCGAAAUCAAAGCUGUCAUCCAAUGGCUGGCAGCGUCUCAGACGCUCAGACCGUUCAUCUUGUAUUACACAUUCAGUAUAGAGCCGUUGCAGAAGCUCGAGCUCGUGGUCCAGUGGAUUCUUGCCCAUGGAUGGAGCGUAGGCGAGCUCUGGAGCGUUUUGGUAGAGUACUCGACUCAGAGAGGGAAUGGAGAAGCCAGAGUUGGCUUCUUCAAAUGGCUUCUUCCAUCGUUACACGUCGAUGAUCCAAUGGUUCUGGAUAUGCCUGGUACCAUGUGAAAAUAAUUAUAGAAUUUGAAGAGCUGCAUAAUGUAGUAGGUGAUGAGAAUUUGGAGCCUUGUUUUUUCUUUUCUUUUUUUGCCAUUGAGGCUUGUUGUAGUAUUGAGAUUUCAUUAUUUUGCUUCGUUGUAUUAGACUUUUCAUCUUUGAAUAUAUAAAUUUAGGGAAGUUUUGGGAUAA